Molecule: messenger RNA, 2096 nt
Organism: Rubroshorea leprosula
Lineage: Eukaryota; Viridiplantae; Streptophyta; Magnoliopsida; Malvales; Dipterocarpaceae
Source: the annotation of a GenBank genome assembly
AUCGAAAGAACUCAACCGCAAGUAUAGGAUUCAAUGUGAAAGGACAAUGUUCAUUUCCUUCAAUUCAUAAGCCCGAGUAUCACGAUCCCCCGCCCGAAGUGACUGACAAUAUAGUCUAGUUUUUUUUUUCCCUUUUCCAGAGACGAUAAAAGUAGCACCCAUGGACCUAGCUCACAGAAGAAGGGGACUAGUUGCGACAGGAACUACGGGUACAUGGUGUUGUGCUUCUUACCUAUGAUGAUUCCGCAUUUGCCUGGUCAAGCUUAUUACUGGCAGGCGAGACCGAUCGAUUGAAGUUACGGUUAUAAACCCCGAAGCGAAGUCCGCUGGAGCUUCGAGGUCAGCUUCUAGGUCAUAACUUCGAUUCCCUUCUCUUCCGGUUAGCAACUAACUGGCUCUCCUACUCGGUACUCUACCCUCUCCCGCUGACUAACCACCAUACCUAUUCGCCCUACCUCGGGCUAUCUUUCUACCUAUUUGUUUGGUUGGGUAGAAUUCCCAUCAAGUUGGAUCUUACCCUCCUCAAUGAGGAAGCAAAUAAAGUCAGAAGGUGCGGAUUCCACCCCAGGAUUCGUAAAAAGAGAAAGAAGCAGUUAUGCCAUUCGCCACCUUCGCCCUAGUACUGGGAUCAGGAACUCCUCUAUCUAUGCUAAAGGUUCCGUUGUCAUACUAUAUUAUAUUCUACCUUCGAGUCACUCAUUCCCUUUCGAGCUAAUGAGAGCUAACUGGCAAGAAGCAAGAACAUUCUCAGCUAACCGCGAACAGAGUUCCGAGUCGCUUAUUGGAAUCAGAGACUUAGUCAACAAGCAUUCCUACCCGAGAAAUUCUUAUCUUCUACUAAGAACUGUUCCGAACACCUAUCCAAGCCAAGCUCUUUGCCGACUCUAUUCCCUAUCCGUUAAUGCUUUUUUUGUUCUUCAAUCUCUUCCUAUUCUUUCUCCCCCUCGGGUAACUACCGUAAGCCGAAUCGCUUUUUCACUCGUUAGUUCCAAUGUAGGCUCGAUUGCUCAGUUGUAUGCCUUUCCCUGUCUCUGGGCUCUACUCUCUCUGAAUGGAGAGAAUGAGUUCUACUCUUUCACUGGCUGCUAUCUUACUAAAGAGUGGUCCUCUCUUUGCUACCCUCUCGUCACUCGCUUCCUUUCGAGAAGACGAAGGGGAGAGCAAGAGGGGGGGAGUUGGGGUGUAGGAGUGUUCUUCUUUCAAGUGACUCCCUGCUUGCAUCUUUUUAAGCAUGCCACGACUCAAGAUCCCCUUUUUAACUAGAUCCUUAAUGUUCGAAGAUUGAUGGACAGACAGUGGGACUGUAGGCUAGGCUACAAUUUCGGUGGCGAGAGGCCAACAAUUGUGCGGAUUUUAUAGCCAAAAGAAGCUUGAGCUAUCCGACAGGUUUAUUCAUUUUUGAUGAACCCCCUGAAGCUUUGAGGCCAUUGCUAAGUCAUGACAUUAAUUAUAGGGGCCCCAGAUAUGUAUGUGCUUUUAAUUCUUGGCUUCAGCCCUUCCACUGAACCAAAAAUGAACUGGCCGCUUAUCUCGCCAUGUGGCUAUCCAAGUUCAUUCUUCCAGGGGUGAACUUUGAGUGCAUUUACGAAGAUCCUUUUUUAGCGAAACUGGAAAAGGGACGAUGCAUUGCGCUUGGUCUCUGGAUGUAGAUUUAGCUGUUCCCUACCAAUGUGUAGUCCUGGUAAGAGGAGCAUACACAUCUUUUUCCUUUCGCGCGAGAAAGAGAAAGAAGGACUAAUUUGGGAUCGCUUGGAUGUCCAACGGAACUGUCCGUCUUUGAUGCAAUGAUUCGAUAGCAAAUACCGCGACAGCCGUUCCCACUUUUGGUCUACUGCCGGAUGGGUUUACUCCGCUAAGGAAUCAGUCAAAGAGAGACUCUUCCUGUCACCAGAUCACUUUGACAUCGGCAAGUCACACAUAAACGGGAGCAACUUCAAUCACUGAAAGAACGAAAACAAAGAACUAAACAAAAGCAUCCCUUCGCUUGAUAAGACUUCCAACGAUAGAACGAAUUGAAAGCUAGGACAGAUUGGACUACUGGAAAACUUAGACUGCUAAUGGAAAACGUACGGUAGGAAUAGACCGCUAGACUAGUA